Messenger RNA from Grosmannia clavigera kw1407, 1086 nucleotides. RefSeq names its product major facilitator superfamily MFS-1. The record is from RefSeq and is a predicted model, not a curated record. Lineage: Eukaryota; Fungi; Ascomycota; Sordariomycetes; Ophiostomatales; Ophiostomataceae. Bases 1 to 1086 code for a protein of 361 amino acids. Gene Ontology annotation, biological process: transmembrane transport. The transcript is spliced from 4 exons. Gene Ontology annotation, molecular function: transmembrane transporter activity.
AUGAUGGACCGGAGCUGGCCUCUACGGGACCUGGAGUCGUCGACGCAGGCCGUGGCGACAACCAGAGAAGAGGUGGUGGAAGGCGGCCUGGAAGAUGCACACGAAAGGGACACGGCACUCCAGGAAGCCAGCGAGGACUACCACCGCUUUAUCGAGGCAGUUGAGCGGUCGUCGAAGCAGUCGGCAGCCGUGGCCGAGCUGAGACGCUCGCAGAAGCGCAAGAGACUGCCUAUGGGCACGACUAGACUGUAUGAUCACGGCCGGUUGCGCCUGAUUCCGACCCCAUCAGCCCAUCCUGUUGAUCCCCUGAACCUCUCGUUCCGACGCAAGUGGGCUGCCAUUGGUGCCGUCUGUUUUGCUGUGGCUGGCGAGUCUGCUAUUGGCAGUCUGUUGCUGCCCAUCUUCGCACUCGAGUACGCCGGUGUCGACCCACAUGCCAUCCGCCAGACGAACGCCACCACCGUCACGGCUGCAGCCUUGGUGUCCCAGAUCGACUCGCCAGUAGAUGUGCUACUGCCAACAGGCACGGUGCUGCCGGCGACCAGCCAGAUGGCGCUCCUAGCCACGGUGCCGCUGUUUGUGGCAGCUGUUGCCGGCUACGUCUUGGUGCCACUGUCGGUGGCCGUGGGCCGGCGGCCAGUGCUGCUUCUGGCAGGCGCCUGCACGUGGGCCGGAGCUCUGUGGGCAGGCCUCAGCAGUUACUCGCCGGUCCUGUCGCCAUUUGUGCAACAUGUGGCUGCACGCGCCGUUAUGGCCGUGGGUGCCGGCGCAGCCAGCGUUCUUGUUCCUCUGGUGGCCGCCCACGACCUCGUCUUCCUGCACCAGCAGCACACGGCACUGGUGGCAGUGGUGGCCUGCCAUGCCGUGACCACGGCCGUCAUCAGUGCAGCGACGCCCUACGUGGCGGCCUUUUACGACUGGCGCUGGAUGUACUUCAUCCUGGCCGCGCUGGGCUUUGUGGCCUGGCUGUUGCUGGUGGCAUUAGUGCCGGAGACACGGUGGACACAACGUACCACGGCCGAGCUGAGUGGUGUCUGCAGCGGCAGCAGCCCAAGAUACGCAGACGAGCCACAGACACUCGACUAA